This is a messenger RNA of Filobasidium floriforme, 2260 nucleotides long. RefSeq lists its product as uncharacterized. Gene Ontology annotation, cellular component: cytoplasm. The transcript is spliced from 10 exons. Gene Ontology annotation, molecular function: ubiquitin protein ligase binding. Gene Ontology annotation, biological process: proteasome-mediated ubiquitin-dependent protein catabolic process; regulation of proteolysis. Lineage: Eukaryota; Fungi; Basidiomycota; Tremellomycetes; Filobasidiales; Filobasidiaceae. Bases 69 to 2036 code for a protein of 655 amino acids. The record is from RefSeq and is a predicted model, not a curated record.
CUGUCCAUCAUCAACAUUCGUUCAUGCAGGCUAGCGAGUACAUUUAACAUACGCAGACUACGGCCAAGAUGGCCAACCUCAGCCAGAUCUCUACCAAUCGCGGGGAAAGUGUGAUGCAUACGUUUCCCAUGUCAGAUACCCCCACGCUGGAUUUCGCAGAGACCCAGUCGGUCACGCUCGAAUGGAAGUUGAGCGGGUUGAAACAUGUUUACGAAUCCACCGAGGGGGUCACCAAGUCGAAAUGUAUCAAGAGCGCGGUCUUUGGGGAUCCGGAUCAUCUAUGGGAGAUCAUCUUUUAUCCCAACUCCGGCCCAGUAGGCCCGUCCCCCAAUUCCUUAACGACCCCAGCUCCGGGGGACAUGUCGUCCUUCUACCUCUCGGCCGUCCCGACUAAGGAGGAACAGGCUAGCGGGAUCAAGGGAAAGUGGGUUAGGAAGGGGAUCUGGGCGUUUAGGUUUGAUGUGCGAGUUGGGGGGAAAGGAGGGCAGAGUAUAGCUUACAAAGAGGCGGCAACGCACGUAUUUAGCUCCAAGACGGUCAACUGGGGCUGGCAAUCGUUCGCCAAACGGAACACCCUCUACUACAACGCACCCUCCGCCGUCAGGGAAUCCGACUCGUUCAUCAUCACCUGCACGGUCAGUGCCAACUCGGGCCCGCCCGCAGGUGCUUGGUUGGGGUACAACAUCUCGAAUUCGACUUGGCAGACCGAUCCUGGUUCUCCUGGGUAUACGUAUGCCCCGAAAGGGUUCGAGGCGUCGGGAUCUGGGUGGAGGGGGAGUGAGGGGGGUUGGAAGGGAGUGGGAGGGGGUAACGGGGCGAUGGGAGGGGAGAGGAGGGUGGUACCGAAGGAACUCGUUGACGCUGUCGCCAGGACGUUUGAUCGAGAGGUCUAUUCGGAUGUGGAGUUCGUUUUGCCAGACAGGAAGAGGAGAAAGGUGGUCGUCGCCGGUAGAAACAGUACGGUACCGCAAGACGGAGCCAGGGCGCUAUCCGGGACGGGAUCGAAUACGCUAGCUGGACACGUCUCGACGGACGCCGGGAUGAACCUGAACACCCUCUCGUCCUCGCCCUCGGCAAUGCCCGGUCAAGGACAUACCUUGGGCGAAGCGACUCCGCCGACCGAGACGCGCGAGGAAGCGCAGGGAGACAAGGGGUACAAGACGAUCUGGGCGAACAAGGAGUUUUUGAGGAGGAGCGAAUAUUUCGAGUCGAUGUUGGAAGGCGGGUUCAGCGAGACCGCAGGGGUGGCAUCGCCCAUUCAGGAUUUGCACGUCGACGAUGAAGAGUUGCCAGAGGACUCGGAUAUGGAAGAGGAAUGCUUGUCGGACGACGAAGACGAGGAACCGAUGAUCAGGUCAAACUUGGGAGACGCUAGCCGACCCGCUACACAGAAUAGGAACCAGGCGGGCUCUGCGUCCUCAGCUGUCGGACCGACAAAGACCAAGAUUGUCGUCAGGGACGCUGCAUUCAGGACCUGGUACGCGCUCAUCUAUUACCUCUACACCGACGUCAUCGUCUUCGCCCCGCUGUCUUCGUCGUUUAUCGAGAAAUCGGAUACGGUCGAUACUGCAUUACCGGCCAGGACCUCCAGGCAGACGGAUCGAUCGGAGAAUCAGAUUUUGAAGGGGAUCAAGGGGAGGAAAGAGUGGCUCGAGACUUGGAUGACUGAGAUGGAUACGAGGGCGGAAGGGACGCCAGAGCCGGUGCCCUGCAGUGCCAAGGCCAUCUAUCGGCUUGCUGAUAAACUCGACUUGCCUCGACUCCGUCAGCGCGCGUUUCAACAUAUCAUCUCCCAAUUGACCGUCCAGAACUGCCCGUUCGAGGUUUUUACCAAUUUCUCGGCCACCUACGAGCAGGUCAGAAAGGUGGAGAUCGCCUUCUUCCUCCAUCACUGGAACGAAAUCAAGGACUCGAACGCCAUGGUCAACCUCUGGCAACAGAUCCGACUCGGGCGCUUCGACGCGUUUACCGAGAUCUGGCCGCACAUCGUCUCGAACCUCUCUUUUGUCCCCUCGGCUCCGUCGUCGGAUCGAUAGAGUGCCUUUACGCCAUUCCUUUACGCCAAUUUACGACCUAGUCUACUUUACGCCAUCUAUCGUCUGUUGCUGUAUUAUGUGACCGUUAAAGUCGGUUUUGUUUUUCCAUGUCAAUUUGCGCUUUCCUUACGUCUACCGUCAGAGUUGUCACACGACGUCAAGGGAUAUUCUGAAAAGAUGCAACUCGAUUCAUACAUCUAUGACAUCUGGGAGGGCUCGUGGAC